CUCUGAUCAAAUUAGGUAGUUAGAUCUUUCCUAGUGAAGAUCGAGGAUAGAAUUUGAUUUCAGGUAGCCUUUUGUGUUUCUAAUCUCUUACUUCACUUUUUUGGCAUUGAAUUGUUCGAUUCCGAGCUCGACUGUGCUCCUACUUAGCUUUUGAAUGUUGAUGCGGGGCCUGGAAACCCUAGCAGUCGUUUUGUUUUUGAGCCCCAAAUCUCCUACUUAGCGUAAAUUAAAUGUUUGAGGAAGUUGCCUUCAGCUUUAAUGGGGGGAAGGAUUCCACUGUCUUGCUGCAUUUACUGCGAGCUGAAUAUUAUUUGCAAAAAGAGAAAACGAAGCAAUCCAAUGGAAAUCAGUUGGAUUCUAUUCCAGAGUGUAGAAUAAGGACUAUCUACUUUGAAACUCCCUGUGCAUUUCCUGAAAUCAAUUCAUUCACUUAUGAAACAGCCUCUAAUUAUGACUUGCAAUUGGAAAUUAUUAGCCUUGAUUUCAAGUCUGGGUUAGAGACUCUAAUGAAUGAAAAACCUAUCAAAGCUAUUUUUCUUGGUACACGAAUUGGCGACCCUAAUGCGGUUGGCCAAGAGCAGUUCUCUCCUAGCUCGCUAGGAUGGCCCCCUUUCAUGAGGGUGAAUCCUAUCUUGGAUUGGUCAUACAGGGAUGUGUGGGCUUUCUUAUUGACCUGCAAGGUUCAGUACUGCAGCUUAUAUGACAAGGGGGAAUACGUUGAAAUACUAUUGCUUCUUAGAUUCCAUUUUUGACUUUGUCUAUCUGCUCUAUAUCACCCCUCAUACAAAGAAUGCCAAAUUGAAUAGGAUGAACUAAAGAAAACUUGGCUUUG
This is a messenger RNA of Asparagus officinalis (garden asparagus), 832 nucleotides long. RefSeq names its product probable FAD synthase. Gene Ontology annotation, biological process: FAD biosynthetic process. The coding region runs from base 231 to 752 and encodes 173 amino acids. Lineage: Eukaryota; Viridiplantae; Streptophyta; Magnoliopsida; Asparagales; Asparagaceae. Gene Ontology annotation, molecular function: FMN adenylyltransferase activity. The record is from RefSeq and is a predicted model, not a curated record. The transcript is spliced from 7 exons.